This is a messenger RNA of Puntigrus tetrazona (Sumatra barb), 2998 nucleotides long. RefSeq names its product transferrin receptor 2 (gene tfr2). Gene Ontology annotation, biological process: transferrin transport; endocytic iron import into cell. Bases 75 to 2498 code for a protein of 807 amino acids. Gene Ontology annotation, molecular function: transferrin receptor activity. Gene Ontology annotation, cellular component: external side of plasma membrane. NCBI's taxonomy places the organism in Eukaryota, Metazoa, Chordata, Actinopteri, Cypriniformes, Cyprinidae. The transcript is spliced from 17 exons. The record is from RefSeq and is a predicted model, not a curated record.
GAGACAGAAUACACACCUGACCGCCACUGUGUGAAGUGCUGCUUUUUGCUUAUUACAGCUAGCAGUAGAAGUCUAUGUCUCUAAGUGUGUGUGUGUGUGUGUGUGUGUGUGUGUGUGUCACAGGAUACAAAGUAGAUGAUGGAUUGUGUUGCAGGAUUGAUUUCUGGGUUGUGUGUGAGCAGGCAGCGGGGGGCGGAGCUCAGGGGAAUGAAGGUGUGGACGAAGGGGGUGGAGUCCGGCGGCGUGCCCCGCCCACUGAGCUGAAGCUGGUCCCGCUGGAGGAGGGGUCAGAGGUCAGCAGUGACAUCACCAGCGCACUGAUGCUGCAGAGGCAAAGGAACCGAAGGAAGACGGCCUUCUACCUGACCCUGAGCGGCCUGCUGAUCUUCACCACGGCGUUCCUGCUGGGAUACGUGGCGUUUCGUGGGAUGUGUGUUGUGUGCGGGAACGAGGGCGAUCUGAUUCCUCUGAGCGACGCGGCCGGAGCUCAACACUCGCCCGAGGGAGGCAUCAUGUACAUGGCUGAACUCAGAGAGAUGCUGAAGAAAUACCUGAAGGAGGAGAGGAUCGAGAACACGCUCAGGCGUGUGAGUCGGGCGUCUCAUCCUCCGGGGUCCUCGGAAGGAAAUGUGGUGGCCAGAGAAAUCCUGCAGAACCUGCAGAACCUGGGCAUGGAUCACACCUGGACCGACUCGCACUACGCCACGCUUCAGUUCCCCUCUAGGACGCGGCGUAACACGCUCUGGUUGGUGGAUUCUGAGGGGGCGGAGCUGGAGGAGAUUCCUUUGGACAGCGAGGGAUACUGUGCCUACAGCGCCACGGGAACCGCCACGGGCGGCGUGGUGUACGUGAACUACGGCCGGCGCGAGGACUUCGAUCAGCUGCGCGCGAUGGGCGUCACCCUCAACGGGUCCAUCGCCGUGGCGAGGGUGGGAGGAGCCGCGAGCUUCGCCGAGAAGGUGUGGCACGCGCAGGAGGCGGGGCUUGUGGGAGUGCUCAUCUACCCUGAUCCCGCCGACGUCCCCCAGGAUCCACGACGACUCGGUCUCCACAGCAACGCCGUCAUCUCUGAACACGUGCACCUGGGCUCCGGCGACCCCUUCACACCUGGCUUUCCCUCGUUUAACCACACCCAGUUCCCUUCCACCCAAUCCUCAGGCCUGCCAAUCAUUCUGGCUCAGCCAAUCAGUGCCAACGUGGCCUCCAAGCUGCUGAGUCAGUUGACCGGCUCUGAUUGUCCACGAGGCUGGCAGGGCCGUUUACCGUACGUUCAGUGUGUUCUGGGGCCGGGCUUCACAGGGCCGGAUGAGCGCAGGGUGAAGAUGGCCGUGUAUAACACCAUGAAGCCGGUGCUGCUCAACAACAUCUUCGCCUCCAUCGAGGGCAAAGUCGAACCCGAUCACUAUAUCAUCAUCGGGGCCCAGAGGGACUCGUGGGGCCCCGGAGCCGUCAAGUCUGGAGUGGGAACGGCGCUCCUGAUGGAGCUGGCCAGAACCUUCAGCAACAUGGUGGAAAGCGGCUUUUACCCAAGACGCAGUUUGCUUUUCGUCAGCUGGGAUGGAGGGGAUUUUGGGAAUGUUGGUGCCACCGAGUGGCUGGAGGGUUAUCUGACCAUGUUACACCUGAAAGCUGUGGCGUAUUUUAGUCUGGAUCAGGCCAUCCUGGGUGAUGAUAUCCUCUCGGUCCACACCACUCCUCUGCUCGCCGAUCUCAUCGAAGGAGCCCUCAAACAAGUGGAGCAUCCCAAACACACGGGUCAGUCCAUUCUGUCUCUGGUGCGGCGGCAGGGCGGCUGGAGGAACAUAGUGAAGCCGUUGUAUCUGAACAGCGGAGCUUACAGCUUCACCGCCUUCGGAGGAGUUCCUGCCAUGCAGCUGCAUUUCACUGAAGCUCGCUCGUACCCGUUCGUCAACACUCAGCUGGACAGCAUGGGUCAUCUGCAGGAGCUGCUUCAGGGUCGUCUGGGGUCAGUGGGUCGAGCCAUAGCUGAGCUGGUGGGUCUGAUGGUCCUCAAACUGUCCCAUGACCACAUCCUACCCCUGGACGUCACCUGCUACAGCAACACAGCCCAGCAGCUGAGCUCCAAACUCAACCAGUACACCGCACAGCUACAGGCGCGUGGUUUGUCUCCGCAGUGGGUAUUCAGCGCUCGAGGUGAUUACAGCAGAGCUGCCAAAAACUUGCACGAGGCCAUAAAGAACAGCGACAUUCAGGACGAGAGACUCUCCAGACUCUACAACACACGCAUCAUGAGGGUGGAGUACUACUUCCUGUCGCAGUACGUGUCGGUGGUGGAGACGCCGUUCCGUCACGUGUUUCACGGCCGCGGCGACCACACUCUGAGCGCUCUGGCCGAUCACCUGUCGCUGCUGCACUCCGCCCCGCACCUGUUCGACGAGGCUCGUUUCCGUCGCCAGCUGGCGCUCUUCACCUGGACGCUUCAGGGCGCCGCGAACGCGCUCAGCGGAGACGUCUGGAACAUCGAUAACCCGCUCUAGAGCUACACACGCGGCCUUCAGCGUCUAUUUAUCCAGCAACAACCUCGAAUGCCAUUACAUGCAGUGCUUUUACACACAGUCAAACCCAAGUUUAUUCAGACACCUAUGACACUUCUCACAUUAUCACAGUAGUUUAGAAAAUGCAAUCGGAACAAAGUCAUCUCGAUAAUGCUAGAACUUUGGUAAAGUUGAUGCUUUGAAUCUUACAAUACACGAUGCUCAAAUCAUUACACCCCAAGAAAAUGUAUAUAUUUUUAUUACUUCAUAUAGUUGAAGACUACAUCAGUGUUUUGCAUCUAAGAGCAACAUGAUGGUCUUUCAUUCCUGAAUGAAUCAGCAGUUUAAAUGAUUCGGUUCAAUCACAGUGACUCACUCAUUGACAGUGACUUACUGCCACCUACUGGCGAUUUUUAUUUACCCUAUUAAAUAUUGUAUUUUUCUAUUAUAUUUAAAAAUUAGAUAAUUAAAUGUAAUAAUUUGUCUCAAAAUAUAACUUGUAG